CCUUCUUCUUCUUCUUCUUAUUCUUCUUGUCUCUGUGUCUGCUUCCCCGGUUCUUGCCUCUCAUGUCAUGGUGACGGGAUCCGUGUUUUGUGAUGUUUGCUACAACAACUCCUUCACAAAACUCAGCUAUUUCUUACCAGGUGUGGAUGUUCAUGUACAAUGCAAAUUCCGAGUAAAUGCACCGACCACCAAGGAACAGAUGGUGUUUUCAGUCAACAGGACAACAGAUAGAUAUGGUGUUUACAGGUUGGAUAUACCAUCAGUUGAUGGGGUUGACUGUGUGGAAGCUCCUGCCACACCCAUUCAGUCAUUUUGUGAAGCAACCUUAAUAGGGAACAGCUCAGUCCCUGGGUGCAAUGUCCCUGGUGCAUCAGCCACAUCUAAAAAGAUCACACUCAAAUCCAGAUCAACGUCGAAUCUAUGUGUUUAUAGCCUAACCGCACUCACUUACAGACCCUUCAACAACAAUUUCACACUUUGUGCCAACCAUCAGGAAGACCUUAAUUACAAUUCCUCAAAGUUUUUCCUUCCCUAUUUUCCAUGGCCUCAAUUCCCCCCAUUGCCACCUCUCCCCUCAUUGCCGCCAUUGCCACCUCUCCCCUCAUUUCCCCCUUUCCCCUCUUUGCCGCCAUUGCCUCAAUUCCCUCCAUUGCCCUCACUGCCACCAUUUCCUCCAUUUCAAUUCCCUCCACCAUCACCUUUACCACAACCACCAUCUUUGCCAUAUCCACCUCCGAAUUUUCCUCCUUUUUCAAGACCUCCAGCAUUCAAUCCAGGAGACCCAAGAACCUUAAUACCCAACAAUCCUUCAUCUAAUCCAUCACCACCACCUCCAUUCAAUCCUAGUGAUCCAAGAACUUGGAUUCCACAAAAUCCCUUUCUUGUUCCACCACCACCACCUGGAUUUGAUCUAAGAGACCCAAGAACAUGGAUACCUACUUUUCCCCCGUCCCCUCAAAGCCAUCAGCCCUAGUUGGUGGUUGCUCAUAUGUACAUACAAAGAUUGGUUUCUUUAAUAUGUUAUGGAUCACUUGUCACAUUAUUCUUUUGUAAUAAUGCUUAUAGACAAGCUGUAUUAUUUUUCUUAUCAUGACAACCAAUUGGGACUA
This is a messenger RNA of Cynara cardunculus var. scolymus (artichoke), 1109 nucleotides long. Its product is annotated as RNA-binding protein 12. The transcript has 2 exons. Lineage: Eukaryota; Viridiplantae; Streptophyta; Magnoliopsida; Asterales; Asteraceae. The record is from RefSeq and is a predicted model, not a curated record. The coding region runs from base 68 to 973 and encodes 301 amino acids.